CCGUGAGUUACACCAUCAUUUUGCAAAUUUUGACAGAUCGAAGAAAAAACCUUUAUUUUGACCAUGGGCGUUAUUAAAGAAACGAAAGAGUGGCUUGAAUAUGGACAAGUCGACGACAUGGAGCACAUUAUUGAACCUGCUGUGAGCUCUUCUGAUAACGAGUCUUUGACGAAUGAGCCAGCCCAUGUGUCCAGACGUCACAAGCCCUGUCGUUCCAAACCAGUUCAUCGUGAUGGAAGUGUUAUUGCGCAGAUCAGUCAACGCAGGAAGGGUCAGAAACAGGCUCGGCGAUGCAAUAAUUUGCGAGAGCUGAUCAACAUGGUAGAAAGCAAUGAUGCAGAGUUGGACUUCAACAUGUUUGAACCCUCCAUGUCAGUAUUUGCGGAGCUGUUUGCAGAGAAAGAGAAAAUGCAGGCUUGGAAUGACUUCAUUAACUGUAGUGAGGAACAGCAGACAGCCUUCCUGACCUCUGAACCCAUCACCGAGUGUAACCAUGACGACCAGGGAAGUGACCUUGACUCCACAAGUGACCUUGAUGAGAGCUGGGAUACAGUGGAUGACAAGAGAGCAAGCCACCCAGGAUUUAGUGCGGAGGAGUGCUUCCAACGUGUUGACAAAAACAUCCGCUCCAUGCUUCGACGUAGACAUCGACCUAUGGGAAUGCUGGUGCGUUUGGAAGAAGAAGUUGUCAGUUUCUUUACGGAGUGGCCAAAUUCUGUGUAUGUGCAGCGACUCUCCAACAGUUAUGAACGCAUGAUGUUACACGCACUCUGCCAGUACCUGCAGCUCAACGCUAAAAGUUUUGACAGCGAUGAUGUACGUCAGACCGAGGUGGAGAAUCCCCAACCCUCGUUCUGCAGCCCGCCCGUGCUUUUGACCCAAUUUCUUGAGCACACGGCAAAUCUGGGAACCUCAGGAACCUCAACUACUCAAGGGAUGUCAUGAUCCCAAUACUUUGACUGUUUUAGGGCUUGCUCCAAAUUGUUCUAACUUCUGAUAUGCUGUAGAUGAAGUUAAAUUUGCAUGGUUAAAAUUUAAGCCUUUCUGUUUUUGAAGGAAAUAGUCUUUGUGUAGUCAUUGUCAUCAUCAUCAUCAUCGUUGUCAUUGUUCAACAGCUUUGACCUUGGCCAUAACUUAAAAACAUUGAAGAUAUUGAAAUGAAACUUGGUAUACAUGUUGCCAGACAAAAUAGAAUGCACAUGUUAAGCAAGGCCCAUUAUUCUUGCUUUGAUAUGUUUUUAGUUACGCCCCUUGUUUUACUGGAAGAAAAAAACAGACAAGUGUUGGCAAUUGCAUUGCAAUACUCUGAAGCAAAUUGUUUGCAAAAGUAAAAUUUUCUUGAAAUAAGGAAACUACAGUACGCCAAGUUGUUUAAGUUAGGUCAGUUUUGCAUCAAGCCCUUGCAUUGUACACAGUCCUCAAUAUUGUUUCUGUUGUUAUCUUUUUGUAAUCCGCUGAUAAGCUAACAUUGUAUACUUUUACCUGAAAUGUUCAGGAUUGUUUUUCUUUGUAUUCUUAUUAAUGAUUCUCAAGUUGAUUUUUCAAGUUGAUUUGCUGUUACAGUUUUGCCAAAUUUAAAUGUUUGUACGAAUAAAUCCUUUUUUACACGAGUUACUAAGAAUUCAAACUCAACAAAAAUUUCUAACAAUGCAGUACACAUUUAUAAUAUUACAUGUAAGAUAGAUAACCAUUAUAUGAUGUACUGAUAUGAAAUAGUUACUUCACCUACUACCUGAGUUAUUGAAAUUAUACAAAAUGAGCAUGAUGUGCCAGGUACAUAUAAUUUCUAUCACCAGGGUAAUGGGUGAAGUAUCUGUUUUGUACCAUAUUGUCAAGCAUAUCAUGCAAUAAGUAACGAGGGUGUAUUGAAAUAUCUGUGUAAUUAAUGCACAGUAGGAACCUUGAUAUGAGAAUUAAUGCAUAAACUAUAGAAAACAUUUGAAUAUGGUACAAAACCUGAAAACGCACUUAUAUGCUCACUACAACCUGUUCUCAAGGAGUCAUUUUUCAUUGUUAUUUAGGCAAAAGUUUUUGUUUUUUAUAAUGCUCUGACAUGUCCAAAAAUACUGUUUGCAGGAGGGAAAAUUUUAAAAAAGAAAAAAAAAUUGCUUCCCUACUUAAAAAAUCAAUCUGGUUUAAAAUGCUUUUGCUUGAUAUUUUAACAUUCGUUGAAAACAAUAUAAUUAUCAAACUGAUUUGCUGUUAAACAAAAAGGGACGACUAUAUUUGUUCCUGUUGGAUUUUUUCUUCAAAAAUAGCAAAAAAUAAGGUCAUUUUAAGAAAAGCUUUUGCCUUAUUAUUGUAUGGUAAUAAUAAACUCCUAAAUAUGACUGACAGGAGUAGUUAUCAAUGUAUGAUUAUUAGUGGAUCUUAAAUUAUUAUUUUCAUUUUAAGAAGCUGCAUGAAUUUCAUUUAUAAUCUUUCAUUGACAAAUCUCAAUUGCACAAUACAUGUUGUCAUGCUAUAAACCUGGUUUUGAUUUCCUUAACCAUUAAAGUGUGAAAA
Molecule: messenger RNA, 2505 nt
Organism: Mya arenaria
Lineage: Eukaryota; Metazoa; Mollusca; Bivalvia; Myida; Myidae
Product: R3H domain-containing protein 4-like
Exons: 7
Coding region: 64-945 (293 amino acids)
Molecular function (GO): nucleic acid binding
Source: RefSeq, a predicted model, not a curated record